This is a messenger RNA of Harpegnathos saltator (Jerdon's jumping ant), 3190 nucleotides long. Its product is annotated as vasopressin V1a receptor. The transcript is spliced from 6 exons. Gene Ontology annotation, biological process: cellular response to hormone stimulus; G protein-coupled receptor signaling pathway. Lineage: Eukaryota; Metazoa; Arthropoda; Insecta; Hymenoptera; Formicidae. The record is from RefSeq and is a predicted model, not a curated record. Gene Ontology annotation, molecular function: vasopressin receptor activity; peptide binding. Gene Ontology annotation, cellular component: plasma membrane. The coding region runs from base 1867 to 2988 and encodes 373 amino acids.
GUUGCGUAAUUGAAAAUAACGAUAGAUUCUUCCUUAAAGAGCGAUAAUAGAUUUCUCGCAAAAAAAGUCUCUCGCGUGUUUUAUCCGAGUCAUUCACGCGGAGGCAUGAUGUAAUCAUUGUUUUUCGAACGAUGCCGCUCGAACUCGCUCGCUCGUUUGCGCCACCGUCGCCGUCGACGAUGACGACGCCCGCUGCUCGGCAAGCGCAAAAAUCGAACUCGCUCGUCUUCUGUUAUCGACCGAAGUGCACGAACUCAUAAAUAACCUUAAUUUACACUCGAUGAAAAAGCCGGUAAAAAGUCUCACUUUUGCCGCGGGUCAAAAGUGCAUUAGCAAGAUUAUACAUAUAUCGUUCCUCGCGCGCCAUAGGAAGCCGCUUUUUGCCUACGGAGAACCGGCGGAGACCUCGACGAAUAUGCUAGAGGAUAUAUUCGAUAAAUAGCACGCUGUAAAAACGUUUAUCGCCUCUCGCACGUCGUUCGAUACUGUCAUAAAUAAUCGCCAGGAGGGGGAGGGGGGGGGAGAUACCUGGAGAAUACACCGUGAGAUUAGCGUGAGAUUAGAAUGCCAAGGGGUAGUAUCGACAUUUGCUGCGAUAAUCGAUACCGCGGGGAUCAUUAGAGAGCGACAGAUCGCUAUAAAACGAAAGAAAUCGUUCGCAGGAAUAUUUGCUACGACAAUUACGCGGAAAUGCAUAAAAUUGCAGCUUGACUACGACGUACACGCGCGAGACUCAAUAUAUGGAAAUCUUCGAAAGCGUGCAGCGAAUGGGAAAACAGAUCCGAUUUUAUAGAUUUAUGCACGAGAAAUAACUGAUUCUUUGUCUUUUUUGGCUUUUUCUUCUUCAUUUUUUCAGGAAAUCCUCGCGUCUAAUGCCUGUUUGCACUGUUGGCCCUAUAAAACGAAGUUACGGGCGCGCGCGAGUGAGCGAACGUUUCUCAAUUCGAUGGAAAAAAAGCGAGCAAAAAAAUGCAGUUUCUUUCGACGCACUGCAGUCCAUAUUUCGAUAACUUUUGAACAAAUUCGUUUUUUCCGCUUUUACACGUCGGGUUAUAUAUUUUUACACUUAGCAUUCAAAGAUUCUUCUGCGCAUACGCACAGAAAGUUUCACUUGAAAAUAUCAUAACGUCGUUCUCCUAGGAGAGAUUUACAUAGCAGCGAGCUCCUGAUAUCAUUUUCUGAUAUCAGCUUCUGAACAACCACCUCAUUAUUUCUUCAUUAUUAUACGUGUCUAUCCCGCUUUUUUCCCUGUCUCGAUAAUCGGAGUCGCUAAUUUGACCCUGAACCUCUCUCCCCGCAGAAUCGUCGCUGUAACUCGACUCGACUCGACUCGACUCGACUAGAGGUGAAGUGCGAUGUUGUCCAACAGUAUAGAGUACAAUGUGCAGCGCAACGAUAUUGUAAUGCGACGUAUCGACGAUAUCGGCUCGUUCAGCGAAUGGUAGUGGUGAGGAAAUUGCGCAAAUUUUUCCAACGAUCGGCGACGAUCACAUAUAUCUCGAGCAGUGAGAUCUUAGCAGCGAAACAGACAGACAUGGGAAGGUCCGUCUCGGUAGAGUGACAUCGAAUCCAUGUUUAAUCAUCUGAUCGGCACGCGCUACGAUGGUCGACAAUAUUUUCAGAACAAGUAUUCCGCGUUGUGUUAUGUUGGAACCAACGUUGUUGUUACGGCACCGCCGCGCCGGAAGUCCGUGAUGAAUAUUCAAGCGACGGUGCGCAACGAGCUUCACGUCGCACGUUCGUAGACACAGCGUAGAAAUUGGCACGACGUUUUGCCCUUUUUCCGUUUUUGUUUCUCGGGGUCCGAAUAGCCGCUCGGAUGAGAAGGUUCAAGGGACGAAGAAUUGCGUGGAUUCUUGAAGAGGUAUGUCGUACGAUUUGAACUCGUCGUCAUUGUCGCUGCCGCCAUCGGAGCAGAAGACGUCGGUGGACGCGAGGGACGAGUAUCUCGCCAAGUGGGAAAUCGCGGUGCUGACCAGUAUAUUUCUCAUCACCCUCAUUGGAAACGCCCUAGUCCUGUUCGCCCUCUACGUCCGGAGACGUUACCAGCGACACAAGUUCACCAGGAUGUACUUCUUCAUCCUGCACUUAAGCAUCGCCGACCUGUUGACUGGUCUGUUGGACGUUCUGCCGCAGCUCGCCUGGGACAUAACGUUCAGAUUUCAGGGCGGAGCGGUGCUUUGCAAACUGAUCAAAUUCGGCCAGCCGUUCGGCCUGUAUCUCAGUUCCUACAUCCUGACGGUAACCGCGAUGGACAGGUAUUACGCCAUUUGCCAUCCCUUCAGUUACUGCAACGUCACGUCCAGGAGAUCGAAAAUGAUGGUGUACGCCGCGUGGACGCUCGCCGUUGUGCUUUGUGUGCCGCAGAUCUUCAUAUUCUCGUAUCAGGAAAUAUCGCCGAACGUUUGGGAAUGUUGGGCUACGUUUCACUUGAAGUACGGCGAAAGGGCUUACAUCACCUGGUACAGCGUGACACAGUUCUUACUGCCUUUCAUCGUGCUGGCGUAUACCUACAUGAGAAUAUGCAUCUCGAUAUGGGCGAGCAGUAAGAUAUCGGGAGUGGUCGAUUUCAAGAAAGCCAGUUUUUCGCAGCGCAAUCGCGACCCCUUCAUCUCCAAGGCGCUGAUCAACACCGUGAAACAGACGAUCGUCGUGGUCACUCUGUACAUCGUCACCAGCAUUCCCUUCAUCGGAUGCCAGCUCUGGGCGACGUGGGACCCUAGAGCCGCGAUAUCGCCGUUUCUCACCGGAGCUGCCUUCACCAUUCUCUGUCUGCUAAAUAGCCUCACGAGCUGCGUCAAUCCGUGGAUUUAUUUCGCAUUCAACCGAGAAUUACGCGUCGCGUUGACAAACUUCUUCUGCAAGAGGAAGGAUUACUCGCUGGCCUACGACGUGAUCGCGCGACAGAACACGUCGGAUGCGCCUUCCAUCACGUCGUCGUUUAUCUCGAGAAUCUCGCGACUCGCGAGUUCAAAGAUAUUUGGAUGAAAACGGUACAAAAUGAAGUUUGCAUUUUGAGGAGGACUGUUUUGAAUAUAAAGAAUACGCUGUGAAUAGUUGAUGCGCGCGAUACAUACACAUACCACAUACCAUGUACACUGACAGAUGCAUAAACGCGUUCGAUACGACAGCGUCGAGACGUGCAAUAACUUUGUACGAGAAUUCUUCAAUGAAACUUGUUGAUAAAGCA